This is a messenger RNA of Coniophora puteana RWD-64-598 SS2, 591 nucleotides long. RefSeq lists its product as uncharacterized. Gene Ontology annotation, biological process: nucleoside phosphate metabolic process; ribose phosphate metabolic process. Lineage: Eukaryota; Fungi; Basidiomycota; Agaricomycetes; Boletales; Coniophoraceae. Gene Ontology annotation, molecular function: ADP-ribose diphosphatase activity. Gene Ontology annotation, cellular component: nucleus. The transcript is spliced from 7 exons. The coding region runs from base 1 to 591 and encodes 196 amino acids. The record is from RefSeq and is a predicted model, not a curated record.
AUGCCAGAACUUUUCGAACCGAAAGUGACCUCCACCGAAGAGCUUGCAAGCUCAAAUGCAAAGUGGAUCUCGUUGAAAAAGCUUCACUAUACAGAUCAAGAAGGCAGAUCGCGAGUUUGGGAAUGUGCCGAGCGGCGCACAAGGGGCGCCUCUGGCGUUGAUGCUGUCAGCAUCCUCGUUCUCUUGAAGUCAAAGACCAACGCGUUUCCUCUAUCUACUGUAAUCAUCGAACAGUUCAGACCGCCUGCCGGGAAGUAUGUCAUUGGACUCAUUGAUAAGGAUGAAACGCCCGAACAGGCCGCCAUACGUGAACUCGAGGAAGAGACCGGCUACAAGGCUGAUAGUAUAGCUGAGUCCUCCCCUGUGACAGUGGCAGAUCCAGGCAUGACAACAGCCAACAUGAAGCUGGUAGUGGCCAACGUGUUACUCGAUGAUAAACUCGAAACGCCUGACUCCAAGCUGGACGAUGGUGAAUUCAUCGUGAAGCGGGUUGUAGCUCUGGACCAGUUGCAUGAUGAACUUAUCAAUUCCAGAUUAUCUCAUCUAGCUUCGGGCUACAAUCUGGCCCAGAGGAUUGCAAAGGGACUAUAG